Agrilus planipennis (emerald ash borer) is the source of this 5801-nucleotide messenger RNA. RefSeq lists its product as uncharacterized. The transcript has 17 exons. Lineage: Eukaryota; Metazoa; Arthropoda; Insecta; Coleoptera; Buprestidae. The record is from RefSeq and is a predicted model, not a curated record. Bases 304 to 5661 code for a protein of 1785 amino acids. Gene Ontology annotation, molecular function: zinc ion binding.
GAAAGGAUGGUGGUUGGGUACAUUGGGUUUUCUGAAUGUAAAUUACCGGUGUUGUAACUUUUAAAUGCUUUAUAAAUUUUAGGUUGAAGUAGAGAAACAUUAAUUUCUCUCUAAAUAAUCGUCUGUUAUAAAUGGUGAAAUAAAAUUACUUUCUUAUUAGUCAAAUUUCCAAGACCUGGAACGACUUAACCUUUAAUUUGUAUUUGUUUAUUUGGAAGAGUAUUUAAUGUGCUCUUUGUGCCUCUUUUCUGGAUUGUGUUUGCCCGUUCUUUUACAAGUAUAGAUUAGAUAAGAUAGAUUAAAAUGGAUUUUCUUGGUUCUUCAAAGACACGAAUACCUUCGAGAUCCUCAACUUCACCAUUAGCUAGGUCAGACAGUCUUGUAAGUCUGGAUUACAAGUCAUUUGUUUGUCCAAAUUGUAAUAGGCAUUAUGAAUUUCAAAUAAGAAAUACCAUUCUUUUUGGAAGAGUCCCUCUUGUGCUAGAUUGUAAACAUACAAUAUGUGAAGAAUGUGUCCAUAAUAGCUUAGCUAAAAAGAUAGUUGUGUGUGGUGUAUGCUCUGAUACAAAAACUCUUGAUGAAAAUGAAAAGCGAAAGCCACAACAGAUGUACUAUACUAAUUUUUAUGUGCUUGGCCUAAUGCUCUCAAACAAACCUGAGUCAGUAUAUUCAAAAUUCAAUUUAAUACCAUCUGGAGUGAAUUACUCUAGUCGUAGAAGAACAGAAUCAUUCCAGUCAAACCGGUCAAAUCUUUCUAUGAUGGAUCUUUCAAUGCCGCCAGUUACUAUUCCACAAGUUAAUUGUUCUAUGUUUACAUGUACCUUGCCAGCAACUGUAAAAUGCCAAAAUUGCGAUGAGAUUUUCUGUAACAACUGUAGUAUUCAAUUGCACCAGGUUUCCAAGACCUUUAUGAAACACACUAUAGAGUCUUUGGAACCUGCCACUCCAGAAAUAAAUAAAAAGUGUAAAGUCCAUUCUGAUUCAUUCCUUGAUUUCUUUUGUAAGACAUGUUCCACUGAAGUUUGCUGCUAUUGUAUUGUACAGUUUCAUACUGGGCAUGAGUAUGAACAACUUACCAUACUGGAAUCUUCAAAAACAUCUCACUUUCAGUCGUUGGUAACUAAGGCAAAUGACGUCCUGAAAAUUAUGACUGCAUCACAGAAGAAUAUUAAUAAACGUAUGCAAAGAAGCCAGUUGGGAGCUUCUACGACCAAGUUAGAACAAGAAAUAAGUUCUUAUUUUGCUAAUUUGCAUGCUGCACUGCAAACGAUCGAGUAUCGAUUGAAAGCGGAGGCAUCAACGGCUAAUAAGAAUUGUUCAACUGAUUUGAUAAACAUUAAUCAAAUGCUAUCUCAUAAUAUUAUGCAGUUAACGAAUCUGGUUGGGAUAGCGAAUAGCGCUUUGUCGCCUCAUAACGCGAAGAAAAUUAAUAUGAGUUUAAUAACUGAAAAGUUGGAAAAUUCGAUCAAACUGCCGUGCCAUUUUGUAGAAGAGAAAGUUAUCACUGAUGAGGAACUUCAAUUUCGAGUGCGAGAAAAUAUUUUAAAUAAAAUAGAAGAUAAUUUUACCAUAAUAAAUCCUGAACUUACAAAAUACAAACUUAUUACCACCGACGAACUUCCUGAAGAUUUUUGUGUUGAAGAAGGUUCUGUGUUGAGUUCAUCUAUUAGUAGUUUCGGAGACAGAUCUGACGAUGAUAUUUUAUUUUCUACGCCAGACAGGAAAAAAUCAGAUUUAUAUGCCUCGGAAGUGUAUCUGUCUAGUGACAGCGCAUCAACAACAGACACUGAUAAAACGUAUAAUAACGAAAGACAACGUCGCUGUGGUGAUCAAAAGGAAUCAGUUAUUGUGACCCAUAUUAAUUCUCCUCAAUCAUUUUUUGUACAGUUCUAUCGUAGCUCGAAAGCGAUACAGAAUAUGAUUCGAGACAUAAAUGUGUACGUCAAAAAUAACUGCCACUUUUUAAUAAAGGAAGUGAAAAUAAAUAACAUAUACCUCGUGAGGUAUGAUCAAAAAGGCAAUCAACAGUGGUGUAGAGGUAGAGUUAUUAGCAGACUAGACGACGACGUUUAUAGUGUGUUCUUUAUUGAUUACGGAAAUGUGGAGCCCAUCAAACGGAAUUUAAUAAUGGGCAUCAGCCCGGAUUUGGCGCGUGUGGCUCCAUUUGCCAUCGAGUGUAAACUCUUUAAUUUAUUUCCAAAAGACGAUCUCACCUGGGAGACGAAAGCAGUGACUUUAAUGGCACAAAUACUGACUGGGAAUAAUAGGAGAGUAAUCAUGACUACUCAAAAUAAAAGCGAUGGAAUAUAUGAAAUUGAUUUGCUAUCAAUUUCUGUUGAUGGUGAUACGACGUCGGUAAGGGAAGCCCUUUUGUACAUGGGAUAUGCUAUAACAUACUGUAAGUCUCCGCCUGUCGAAAGAAAAAAGCCCAAUCAUAUGAAGACUAGAAUGUUCAGAAAACCGAACACGUUUAAAACUGAUGACCAACUGGUCGUGAUAUUGUCACAUGUUACAGAAGAAUUGGAUGUUUUCGUUCAGUUUGCUGAUUUUUACCACCAAAUAGAAGCCCUUAGUGAAAAACUUGAAAAAUAUUACGAAUCCAAACCGAAAUCAAAUGUUAUUUAUGUACCAGAAAAAGGUGUACCUGUUGCUGUUAAAUGGAAUAAUGGACGGAAAACGACAUGGUUUAGAGGGAACGUGGUUGAUACUUUGAUGGGUCGAGGUUCUGUGAUAGUAUACUUGGUAGAUUAUGGGGCAACAAUUAAUGUUAAUGUAACAGCUGUACGAAGAUUACUGGAGAAUUUUCUACCUAUGGAAUGUCAGGCCAUUAAAACAAAACUUGCACACAUUCACGUGAUGCACUUAGAGCAAUGCAUGAAUAUACUUCAGAAAUACAUAAUGUCCGAAACAAAACUUAAAAUGGUAGUUAAAAACCCUGAAGAGAUAGAGGUGCUGCUUUUUGAGGUCUUUCCAACUUAUGAUUUAUGCAUAAACGCCCUUUUAGUGCAAGAGGGUGCUGCCAUUUCCACUGGGCACCUAUCACAAAAAGUGCAGUGGACCAAGGAAGUUGUCAAAAAACAGUCACAACCAGCGUUCACGUUAGACUUGAUGAAAACAAUUCAGGGUAGAAACACAUCGAACGAAUACCCGAGUAAAUCAAGUCCGCCAUGUGAAGAAGGAGGCAUCAAGAAACCUGUUAAGGUUUUACUAGCUGAAAGCCCAGACCUCAUAUACGUCUCCCUGGAAGACGACAACAUUAAGGAAUAUCAAAGUAGUUUGCAUAUUUUGCUACAAGAAUAUUAUCCCGCCGAUUCCAAACAGAAAACAAACUGGGAACUUGAAGAUCUAUGUGUCGUAUACAAUGAACAUAGUAAAACUUUUAAUAGAGCCAUUAUAAAGGAAAUAGAAGGCGAAAAGAUCAAGGUGUUCCUCUGCGAUGGUGGCAAGCAUAUUACAGUCAGUCCCAAAGACGUGUACACUUUGGAUGACAAGUUUAAAAGAACUCCUAACGGGGCUAUUCGGUGUCAUAUGUCAGGAAUCACACCUGCUGGUGACCCGAAUAAAUGGUCCCGAAUGGCCGUCGAAUACUUAACGGAAUUAGUCGCAAAAGAGAAGAAUUUUUUCAUCAGUAAGAGCGGAGAGACUGAUCUCACUAACAAAUCGUUAGCCAUCACCUUAUGGUUUCAAGAAAUAACCCAGGCAGGUCCUCUGGAACCAUCAAAGGCCGUCUUACAUUCGAUCAAUAAUUUACUAAUCGUAAACGGUCUAGCAUUGAAAUGCAAAAAGGAACCUGCCCAAACCCAGCAAGUUACUGAUAAAGAUACAAAAGUUCCACAGGAAGUACAAAAUGCGAUGCAGCAAGUCUUGAAUCGUUUCAAUGAGGAAAGCGAAGGAAGAAAUAAUGUUGAAAUAAAACAAAACGUUGAAAAGGAUUAUAAAAAAAAUAAACACUCUAAACGUGGAAGGAACUCCAAUAAGAAGAAGAAUCUCCAGUCACGUAAAAAAGAGGGAAAACUCCAUGGGACCAUUAAACAACAGAGAGAGGAAGAAGUAAUUACCUCAGAUUCUGACGCUAAAUCUUCCAACUUGAAAAGCACGAUCAUCUCUAAGUCACAAGAUAACAUUUCUGUUGCUCCAGAAGAAAAAGCGCUUCCUCAUCCUCAAACGUCCUUGUCUGAAAACAACACCCCAAUUUGUCAAAAGAAGAACAACGAAAAAGAAGCAGCAGAUUGGAAUGCAAUGAUCGAGUCACAAGAAAAAAUGAUUCAGCUGGAACUGGAAGACACAGCAUCUUCAUCUUCUGUAGAACCAGAAAACAAAAUCGAAGACGACAUCCAUGGAUCUUCACUUCCUGUCCCAGUUGAGUCAGUUCCAUCAGAUUGGUUGCCUCCACUUGAAUUUUCGAAAACUUCGUUCACUGCAAUCGCAACUUUCGUAGAUAACAAUGCUCACAUUUAUCUUCACGAAUUAGAAAUCGAACCCGUACUUAAAAAAAUGGAGAUCGAAAUGAAAAAGGUCUUCAAUAACUGUUCUCCUGAACCUUCGGGAACCGUGUGGUUUGUCGGCCAAAUGUGCACGGUCAAGUACUUCAUGAAUAACAGCUGGUAUCGAGGCAAAAUAAUUAACAUUACAGACGACUCCAUAAAGGUACGUAUGAUAGAUUAUGGAAACGAAGAAGAUUGCAAACAUGAAGAUUUACGAUCAAAGGUAAUGUUCCCUGACAUUCCUGCAAUAGCUUCGAAAGUUUGUUUGUACAACGUAUUUGCAAAAAGCGUUUGGCUUACUUCUGAUCUAGAUUUUUUGCACAGUACAAUAGUCGAUAAACAGGUAACGGUAGUCCUUAAAGGGAAUUCCAGGAAGAAGAACAGGACCGUUCCAGCAGUACUUUUUGUCGACUUGCAGAACGUAAAUGAUUACAUGUUGGAACAAUGCUCGAACUUGACCAGUAGGAGGUUUAAAAAGAAUCAAAAUCAAACAGAAGACAAGGACAACGAUGAUGAAGACGUUAUCAUUGUAAGAGAGCAUUCGUGUGAUGAAUCUUCUGGUAAAGAUUCGGUCAUUAAUGCGAGAAAAUUCACUUCUGCACCAUUGCCUGCUGCUAGUGACGAUACUGUAGAAGCAGCAAUCAUCAGUGUGAUUGAUUACAAUAAAAUAAUCAUUGAAUUUUCUUCUGAUAAUGACGAACAAAGGUUCUCCGAGAUAUCUCAUGAAAUGGAGCUCCAGGGGGACAAGCAGCCUCCAUUAAAACAUUUCUAUCUGGAUGCAGCAUGUAUCGCGAAAUUUAGUGAGGAUGAUACGUGGUAUCGGGCUCAGAUAUAUUCUUUGGACUUGCUAGAAAGUGGUUUUGUAUACGUGUGGUUCGUGGACUUCGGCAAUUUUGAUACCGUGUCAAUUGAAAAUGUGAAAGAAAUUAAAUUGGAAUGGUUGGAUUUUCCCUUGCAGCAUUUCAUAGCCGGAUUACACGGGGUGGAAUUAUCUCGAGACGGUGACGAUGAUCUAAUGUGCAGAGUAAUCGAUAAGCUUUCGGAAAAUAUACAAACGAUGAAGAAAAUCGAGAUUAUUAGAAGAAGCCCUCUCAGAGUGAACGUAUUCGAUUUGGAUGCUAACAGACUGAUGUAUCAAGAUUUAAUUGACAGUGGCGAUUUCGUUUACGAAGUGUGAAUAUGUUUUUAUUUAAUGUUUAAAAAGGAUAUCUAUCGUUUUUUUUUGUGUCGAAAGACGUACGCUUUAAUUUAGACCGCGUUACUGAAAAUUAUUUUUAUUUUCUACCCCGUUUUCCUUUUUGAUGUAUCAAUACGGUU